AUGAAUAAAAGGACUAUUGCCUCUAUAGUUUUCAUGGUAGAUUGCACCAGAACGUAUCGACUGUCCGUUACCCCGUUAUACAUUAUUCUUUCCGAGAACAGGUGGAUACAAAGACAUAUCAUUUGGCGCUGCAUAGAAUGUUCUAGAUUUACAGGGGAACUUGUUUAGGCUACAAUAUAUCGGUAGUCUACGUGUCGCGUCGGGGGGACUGCGGUACAUCUGAAGACGGACUAGCAAAGACUGUCAAGCAAGGAAGAUUGCCAACCAGCAACAUCAUCGGGACGUAAAAUUAUGCUCUUCAUUCAGAUACAGGUUUCCCGUCUGCGGAACAUUUGGAUUGAUAGUUUGACUUACCAUUUCAACCAUUCAAAAAUGAUUAGUGAAUUACAUUAGUGCUGUUAACCCAAUGCAACACGUUGCUGGCAAGCGAGACAUCAUUGUGCCAUUAAUUGAUUACAAUAAGGCAUAUUUUCUUGGGAUGACAUCCUGGUGUGUCUCCCCUCCGUUACCUUGUUUAGACUCCAGAGUUCCUGCUUUCUGUCAGGGUCCAGCCUGCUGAUUCCUCUCUGCCGCCACGUCACGUCACGGGGGGCCGAUGCGGCGUUUCGUAUACUGUAAGGUGGUGCUCACCACCUCGCUUGUCUGGGUGCUGGUGGAUGUCUUCCUGCUGCUCUACUUCAGUGAAUGUAAUAAAUGUGACGACAGGAAGGACCACUCGCUGCUGCCUGCUCUCAGAGCGGUCAUGUCGCGAGCCCACGAGGGCCCGGGGGAGAUGGGGAAAGCGGUGGUUAUCGCAAAGGACGAGCAGGAGAAAAUGAAGGAGCUCUUUAAGAUUAACCAGUUCAAUCUGAUGGCCAGCGACAUGAUUGCUCUCAACAGGAGUCUGCCGGACGUGAGACUGGACGGUUGCAAGACGAAGGUGUACGCGGACGACCUCCCCGACACCAGCAUAGUGAUCGUGUUCCACAACGAGGCGUGGAGCACCCUGCUCCGCACUGUCCACAGUGUCAUCAACCGCUCGCCACGGCACCUGCUGCAGGAGAUCCUGCUGGUGGACGACGCCAGUGAGAGAGACUUCUUGGGAAAGAAGCUGGAGAACUAUGCUCGUACCCUGGAGGUUCCCGUGCGGGUCCUGCGGAUGGAGCAGCGAACGGGGCUGAUCCGGGCCAGGCUAAGAGGGGCAGCUGCCACACGGGGACAGGUCAUCACCUUCCUGGACGCCCACUGUGAAUGCACAGUGGGCUGGCUGGAGCCUCUGCUGGCCAGGAUCAAAGAGGACCGGAGAUCUGUGGUAUGUCCUAUAAUCGAUGUGAUCAGCGACGAGACGUUUGAGUACAUGGCAGGCUCAGACAUGACCUACGGAGGAUUCAACUGGAAGCUGAAUUUCCGUUGGUACCCCGUGCCUCAGAGAGAAAUGGACAGGCGCAAAGGGGACAGGACAUUACCACUCAGAACCCCUACUAUGGCUGGAGGGUUAUUCUCUAUUGACCGGACAUAUUUUGAUGAAAUUGGCACGUACGAUCCAGGGAUGGACAUUUGGGGCGGAGAGAACUUGGAGAUGUCUUUCAGGAUCUGGCAGUGUGGCGGCUCGCUGGAGAUUAUAACAUGUUCCCACGUGGGUCAUGUGUUCCGGAAGGCCACCCCAUACAGCUUCCCUGGGGGCACUGGCCAAGUCAUCAACAAGAACAACAGGCGAUUGGCCGAGGUGUGGAUGGACGGCUUCAAAGACUUCUUCUACAUCAUAUCACCAGGUGUGGCCCGGGUAGACUAUGGAGACGUGUCCUCUCGUAAGGCCCUGCGUGAAGCUCUGCAGUGCAAACCCUUCUCCUGGUACCUGGAGAACAUCUACCCCGACUCUCAGAUCCCCCGGAGAUACUACUCACUUGGUGAAAUCAGAAAUGUUGAAACAAACCAGUGUGUGGACAACAUGGGCAGAAAGGAGAACGAGAAGGUUGGCUUCUUCAACUGCCAUGGCAUGGGUGGGAAUCAGGUGUUCUCGUACACGGCUGAUAAGGAGAUCCGGACAGAUGACCUGUGUCUGGACGUGUCUCGCCCCCAUGGCCCUGUGGUCAUGCUGAAGUGUCAUCAAAUGAAGGGGAAUCAGAUGUUUGUGUAUGACGCAGAGCGGCUGACCCUGCUGCACGUCAACAGUAACCAGUGUCUGGACAUGCCUACUGAGGAGGACAAGAUGGUGCCCACCCUGAGAGACUGCACAGGCAGCCGCUCCCAGCAGUGGUUCCUCCGCAACAUGACACUGACGCUCUGAUCUGACGUGGAGCAGGACCUCCACCUUCACUCACCACCACCCUGGCCAGUUUCGCCCCCACCUGAACCACCGACCCACUUCGCUCCCGCUGGCCACUACCUUUGCCUCGCUCCACCAGGUAUUUUUUUUAAAUCAUGCACAUGCUCCUGCCUCCUUCAACACUCGCAGGUGGGGAAGAAGCAGGCAGGUAAGCAGGGUUUUUUUGUGUGUUUUUUUUUCCCACGGGGCUCCGGAGGCUCGGCGAGGGCGUUAUCUGCGAUUCCGAUCCCCUCAUUCAAUCAAUAUUACACACAGUGGCUGGCAAGAGGCUGGCGUGCACACUCUCAGCCAGACAAUAUCUGUAUGGUUGACUCAUAUGAACGGGUCUGAGGUGACGGUGACUCACACUUUUACAUAUGGAGGAAGCUGGAGUCAGAGUGACUAUCGCACUGACGGUACCGUAUAUGUCAGAUGGCUCUCAAACCUGGUCGUGUGUGUGCGUUCAGAGGUUCCCGACUUUUGUACAGCAGCAGCACCGAUAGCAGGACACCAUUUGUACGUCCGUGGGGUCUCGCAGACUAUGUACUCUGGCUCUGAACACAAGUGUGUGUUUAAAGUGUAGCCCUGAAAAGAGAUGAUUCGGUUCGGACAUUGUACACCCCCAAUUCACAGCUAUGUUGGAGCCACGUGUACAUCUGAGGGUGAAGGGUAAGGGUUGCUGUUGUUGAUGGGUACAUGACAAAACGCAAAACAUUAGAGGUCAUACAGAACUCGUGCAUGGAGGCAUAUAUCUGUCAAAUCUAAUUUACCAUUAUCCAAUUUGCAUUAUAAAUGUAAUUUCGGCACAGCUUUUUGCUUCAAUGCUCAAUGGCAUAAAGGUUUGCACUGUUCCUUUGUAUAUUACAGGAAAUAGAUAUGUCAUAACACUGUUUCAAAACACAACUGUAUAUCUGAGGCCAAAGUUACUUGGAUUGAUACGGUAUGCCUUAAGAGAAAUAGUCAAUUAUUGAAUGGGUCAAGGAAUGUAAGAGAAAGGAAAAAAAUCUUGACAAGCUUUGCCUCAAAGUCAACCGGACUAGUUGCCACAGAAUGCAGUUGUUUGUUGAAAUUGUUUCUACUGCACUGUAGCACGGUCCGCUCCCCAAACAUUGGAUUAUUGAAUGUAUCGUUUAUUUUGGAUACGUUUGUCUACUUGAAGGUUCCCUUAUUCUACUUUAUACAUUAUGUCCAUCACUUUCAUUACAAUAGUUGACUUAUCAUUUGCACGGUUCAUAAUAACAUAUCAUUUGCCCGGUUCAUAAUAACAUAUCAUUUGCCCGGUUCAUAAUAACAUAUCAUUUGCCCGGUUCAUAAUAACAUAUCAUUUGCCCGGUCCAUAAUAACAUAUCAUUUGCACGGUUCAUAAUAACAUAUCAUUUGCACGGUUCAUAAUAACAUAUCAUUUGUGCGGUUCAUAAUAACAUAUCAUUUGCGCGGUUCAUAAUAACAUAUCAUUUGCCCGGUUCAUAAUAACAUAUCAUUUGCCCGGUUCAUAAUAACAUAUAAUUUGCCCGGUUCAUAAUAACAUAUCAUUUGCCCGGUUCAUAAUAACAUAUCAUUUGCCCGGUUCAUAAUAACAUAUCA
Molecule: messenger RNA, 3868 nt
Organism: Oncorhynchus keta (chum salmon)
Lineage: Eukaryota; Metazoa; Chordata; Actinopteri; Salmoniformes; Salmonidae
Product: polypeptide N-acetylgalactosaminyltransferase 13-like
Exons: 12
Coding region: 596-2266 (556 amino acids)
Cellular component (GO): Golgi apparatus
Source: RefSeq, a predicted model, not a curated record